AUGGAAGCAGCUGGAGCGUUAGAUGAGCUCACAAUGCGCUGGCAGAAUCGUAUGGAUCGCGCCGGCAACGGUGCGUACCAGGAUGUUCAGUACUUCUGGGUUAGCAACGCAUUUGACAGCCUGGUCUUGAACGAUAACCUUGGACAGGGCACACCUUGGUCCUUCGUCAAGGUUCUCUUCUUCAUGAAUCGAUAUUUCACUUUCGUUCUAGUGAUCUUUUCGGUAUUCUGUCUUAUGUGGGCCAAGUUUGACGUAUUUGCCUCUCUCUUUGGUGCAUUCAUGGUCGAAGUAAUCAUGCAAAUCCGACUACAUGCCAUGUAUGGACAAGACAAGAGGCUGAUCUUCGUCGUAUCCAUGUUUUGUAUCGGAGAGCUGGGGAGCAUGGUUUCUCUCUCGAUCACACAUUUCCCUGCUGCUUAUUCGGGAAUGGCCCUUGUUGCCGGAACAUCCACCACCCUUCCUUUCUGCAAUAACAUUGUUCCCUACAACUUCUACCCAUAUUGGAUUGCAUUCAUGAUUUUCGACUCGAUUGUUUUUGUACUUGCGGCCAGAAAGGCGUAUGUUCAUUUCAACUCUAUUCCAGAAAGCUCUUGGGCAGGCCAUUCGCUGUUGCGCAUCCUCAUCCGGGAUUCUGUUUUCUAUUUUCUGUGCAACAUCGUUGUGUUUUUGGGUACCACUCUCCUUUGGAGAUUCGCGUCUCCUGGAGUGGCAACAAUUGCCAACAGCUGGUCGCUCGUUGUACCCUCAACGUCCGCUGGUCGUCUUAUGCUCAACAUGAGAGCAGCCGCCCGCCCAAAGUGUGAUCAGAUUUCCACUUCGGGUCUUUCUGCUCUUGGAUCCCUGCACAUCGGAGGCAUCAAUGCCAAAUCACAAGCCACGACGGACAGCAUUCGGGAAGACUCGGAAAGUAUGGCGUUCGAAGCGCACGAGAGCGAGGAUUACGAGUAGACAAAUAUACACAUAAACAGUACAUACAUAUACCGGUUAUUUGGAGAACAAAUCAAACAACUGGAGAGAAACGAGCGAGUCCAAAAUCCAACUCCA
This is a messenger RNA of Mycena citricolor, 1044 nucleotides long. NCBI's taxonomy places the organism in Eukaryota, Fungi, Basidiomycota, Agaricomycetes, Agaricales, Mycenaceae. The record is from the annotation of a GenBank genome assembly.